Hippopotamus amphibius kiboko is the source of this 15902-nucleotide messenger RNA. RefSeq names its product golgi SNAP receptor complex member 2 (gene GOSR2). Gene Ontology annotation, cellular component: SNARE complex; ER to Golgi transport vesicle membrane; late endosome membrane. Gene Ontology annotation, biological process: intra-Golgi vesicle-mediated transport; vesicle fusion. Bases 59 to 697 code for a protein of 212 amino acids. Lineage: Eukaryota; Metazoa; Chordata; Mammalia; Artiodactyla; Hippopotamidae. The record is from RefSeq and is a predicted model, not a curated record. Gene Ontology annotation, molecular function: SNAP receptor activity; SNARE binding. The transcript is spliced from 7 exons.
GGGGGCUGUGAGGACGUGUUCCGUGGAAGCCAGAGCGGGACCCGGCGGGGCCGGAAACAUGGAGCCGCUGUACCAGCAAACGCACAAGCAGGUCCACGAGAUCCAGUCUCACAUGGGACGCCUGGAGACGGCAGACACGCAGUCUCUGCACUUAGUAGAAAACGAAAUCCAAGCAAGCAUAGACCAGAUAUUCAGCCAUCUAGAGCGUCUGGAGAUUUUGUCCAGCAAGGAACCCCCGAACAAAAGACAGAACGCCAAACUUCGUGUGGACCAGUUAAAGUAUGAUGUCCAGCACCUGCAGACUGCUCUCCGAAACUUCCAGCAUCGGCGAUACGCAAGGGAGCAGCAGGAGAGACAGCGAGAAGAGCUCCUGUCCCGCACCUUCACCACUAACGACUCUGACACCACCAUACCAAUGGAUGAAUCGCUGCAGUUUAACUCCUCCCUCCACAAAAUUCACCACGGCAUGGAUGACCUCAUUGGAGGCGGGCACAAUAUUCUGGAUGGACUGAGGACCCAGAGACUGAUCUUGAAGGGGACCCAGAAGAAGAUCCUCGACGUCGCCAACGUGCUCGGCUUGUCCAACACAGUGAUGCGGCUUAUUGAGAAGCGGGCUUUCCAGGACAAGUACUUCAUGAUCGGGGGGAUGCUGCUCACCUGUGUGGUCAUGUUCCUUGUGGUGCAGUACCUGCCCUGAGCCAGCCGGGCCCCGCGGCGCGGAGGCGGCCCCCGGCUUGAGGUGAUUGCUGGCCUCGAUGAACCAGAAGUAAGGCCUUCCUUCAUGCUGCACCUUCAGAGCCAGUCUCCCAACUUUGUCAUAAAAAUCAAGGGGGCAGUUUGUGGGUCGUCACCACCCGGAGCUCAGGAACAGCAGCCACAGUAUGUCCAGAGGCCCCGGGGCACUGAGGCCUCGCAUCAUCGUGUGCCUGCCCUUCCCUGUCACACUUCGGCUUUCAGUGCUCCGCGAGAAACACACUUCGGCCUAACUGGAUGCUUCUGUCUCCACAGUAUAGGAAGGGUCCCAGGCCAGGGAAGGAGCACCCUCUAGUGGAGCUGGGGUGAAUUCUUAGGUCGAGCUGGUGCAAGAAUCUCCAGGACCUUGUACAGGAUUUUGGUGCCUGUUGUGGUUUAAGACAGGUGGGUUGUCAAGGGACUUGGGAACAUCUUCAUUCCGUGGAUGUUUACUCCAGGUAUGACCACCUUAAGAAAAGCCACACUCCAAGACCAAGUAAGUCGGAGAAUCUUGAUUUUAUUAUAGAAGGCCUCACGGCUGGGUUUUUUCCCCAAGUCCUUUGCCCUGACGAACUUAAAUGGGUUUGAUCUACAAAUUUGGCUUUACACUCAUUGUUUUUGAAACACAUCAGUUGAAUAAAGUUGCUGUUUAUUUUAUUUAGAAAAUUACAUUUUGUAAAGGAAUUUGACAUUCAUCCUCAUAACGAAUGACCCCUUUUUCCUCUCCGGCCAGAGGUUCUGAAACACUGUCCCGAGCCCAGGGCUGGGGUUGGCUGCCUCAGCAGCAGCUGGGAGACUUUUCAAAAGUUACAGAUGCCUCUGGCCUACCCCAGGCCUUCUGAUCAGGGUAUUUUUUAAGUCUCUAAGGUAGUUCUGAUGUGUGUCUUUUAGACAGAGGCUUUUGUCUUAAUAAAAGACUCUAGCAUUUGAAAACAUGCUGCACUAACUCAGCAUAUAUGAGUGAAGAGCAGAACUUAUCAGCUCCAAAAUAAAGUCUUAAUUUGUUUGUAUCUUAUUCCAGGAAAAAUUGGAGGAGACUUAGAGGAAAUAACUAAGACAGUGAAAUAGAAAGAAGUAAGGACCAAGAACAAGUCAGAGUGAAUAUUAGUACCAAGAAAAAGACACAUGCAAGUCAUGAAGCCCCACAGAAACACUCUGGGGAACCCUUAGUCUGGCCUGGAGCCCCAGGAGCCAGAGCAGAGAGAGAAGCACGAUCUGUUACUGUCUGUUGAGGGCUGGGAUGUCCUAUUUGCUCGAGGAGAGCCUAGACCUUGACGACUGCUAGCUUGCCCGUGGCCCUUACUGCAGGUCAGGCAUGCUUAGUUUCCCAGGCCACCCCUCUAAUCGUCACGAACCCGCUGUGUUAGGUUGUGGGUCAUUCCCUUUGUGCAGAUGAAGAGGUGGAGCUUUAGUGACUUUCUCAAGGCCCGGCAGGGAGUCCUGGAGGAACGGGCCCCUCCUGUCCCAAGCUCAUAACCACUGCACCGACCGGCCUGCCUCCCGUGCUCCAGACGAGACGCAGGAGACCAAGGCAGCUUUCUGGGAUUGGGUAAAGGGCUGUAACGCAUUUGGUGCACCUUCCAUGACAGGUUCUCUGCUCUGAAGUAUUUUCCUAAUUUAAACAGGGAGAGGGAAUUUGAGGAGGAGCUUCUGGAAGUGGAGAAUGGGGGCUGUACUCAGAUCUUGCCGUGAGGGGGCGACAUGACCCUUUCUGGCUGCUCUGCUCACACCUCCGUUCUGCCUUAGGUGUACCUGGAAGAGGAGGAAACACCUGUAGAUUUGGUUUGCUUCCUUUUAGAUCCAGAAAUUCCCUGCUGAGUAGCGGGUAUGGAGCUCUCAGGGCAAGGCCAACAAUGCCUUCUGCAAUCCUAGUUUGUUUUUAUUUCCAGGGCUCCCCUCCUCUCCCAGUCUUUCCCUCAGCACACGGGUAUAUUGCAGACAUGGGUGGAAAGUUCCCUGGUGUGGUGUCAGUUCCUUUUCCCCCUUUUGUGUCCUUUCAUGCCACGUGGCACUUAGGAGAGGAGGGAAGUGGGAUGGCGAUGAGGGGAUUCUGCAGGUUCUUGGCCUGCCCAGGUGCGGUUGGUAAGCCACCCACCAUAGGCCCUCCUCUGUGAGCAGGCCCCCUCAUGCCCACAUCCCUCUAGCAGAGGGCUCUCAACCUUGGCUCCACAUUGAGAUCCCCUCCAAAGUUUUUAAAGAUUCCCGUGAGUGGGUCUUCUUCUGAUCCAUUCUGAUGUGUUGAUAACUGGCUUGGGUUACAACCUGGGUAUGGGGAGUUUUAAGGGUUGCCCAGGCAUUUGUACUGUGUAGACAAGGGUGAGAGAGACGGCUGUGGCCCAAGAGCGUUCUACCCAAGGCGAAGUGGGGAACCACUCCCCCAGACCAGCUGGGGAUGGGGGUGGAGACUUAAUCGCCCCAUGUGGUUUGGGAAGGGGCCAGAUCCUUCCCGGCCUGUGGGCCCCCUCACUGACUGAUGCCUCUGUCUGCUGAGGACAGUACCUUAGUGUGACAGGCCAGCCUGUCCCUGCCUCCUCCAGUGUAGCUCCCGGCCCGUGCCACUACCCCUGCCCAGUUCUCCAUCCUCCCUGGACUGCUUGGCCUUCUGGGAACAUACCACUUUCUUUUGGACACCUGCAUCUCUGUUUCCUCUGGGGUGUGCCACAGGCACCCCCACCCCCUACAUGCCUCUAGCACCACAUAUUCCCUGGGGAAUGGUAGUUGCUGAGGUGUCCUCACUGCAGGGAUCUUUCUUGUGCGUCCUGUGUACACAGUACUGCUCUGCAGCUGUUGGGUCAUGACUGCAGAAGGGCAGCUUGAUGAGCCCGGCCAGGGCAGCUGACAGACUUCUGAGAACGGAGGCCAUGGUUCAACUGCGCUGCUCUGGCCAGGCCAGGAGGAAGCCAGAAGGUUCAAGGCCACUGGUGGCACUAGCCUUGUGCUCAUAGGCCCUCAACAGCAGCGAUGGUUCAUGUAAAAGGGGGUGAGGCAUGGGAGGAAAAAUGUGCCAACCAGGACUGUGUGGGGAGAGAUAAGGAGGGCAACUAAUUCAUCCUGGUUUUAAAGCUGAGAGUCCUGAAUCCUGGUGCCCUCCUCAGGCUGGAGUAAACCAGGAUGGUUGGUCAUCCUGUGGACACUAAAGGCAAAGGACACACUCUUCCUGGGUGCCUGGGGACGCCAUGGGGAAAUUAACAAGCGCUAAUCAGCCUCUAACUGUCAAAGGCCUGUCCCACGCGGUGAGGGGGAGCCGCUGGGGGGCUGACGUGCGGCUGUCUGCUCGGCUCACAGCUUCCUCGAGCCAGCUUAGAGCCCAGCCGAGAAGUGGCUGCUGCUCAGCGGCUCAAGAAGCCUGACGUGGUGCUGAAUCCUUGGUGGGCGGUCACUCAUCAGGGGCAGGCAGGUGUGGGCUGUGCCGGAAGGAGGCGGUUCCACUCGCUCUUCCCCUUUCCGGCCUCAGCCAUGGCCCCACAUUCUUUCAUCCAAGACAGCUUGGGCAGAGCCCAGCCUCUGGCUCCACUCAUCCCCUGGCACCUGCUGGCAUGUUCUACGAAGAGUUCCUCGUGCCAGGGCCUGUGCAGGAACAGGGGCAAGGGGUCGGGGAGCUGGGGCCUCUGUGGGAGCAGAGAGUAAUCAUCUCUGUCCCUCAGACCUCUCCAUGUUGUUACGAAUAUCAAACGAUAAACUCCUGAACGCUUCUGGAUGUUGUCUGAGUUCUCGUAUGCAAGGGUGGCACAAAGCCAGUGUCCAGGAAACCAUUUCUUUCUUCCCCCUCCUUCACCGCUGUGGCAGGGAGCAGCCCCUCUUAUCUCAGCCCGGGGGCCCUGGGAGACCCUUGGCGGGCAGCCCCAAGAGCAGAAUUCCAGAUCGGGAACCUUGGCCACCUCCUCGAAUGAGAAAACAUCUUUGAACAAAUUUUCCGAGGUCAUCCAUUUGGAGGGAACAGCGCUUAAUUAAAGGUGUAGAAUGCCUGAGAUAUUCACUUAAGGGAAAAAAAGCUCAAUCCUAGUAUUGUGCCCUUUUAACAUAUGAAGUUGAUUUUAUAAUUACAAGAGAUGUCACAGGACAGUGAUUGGGGCUGAGCAAGUUGGGUAGAUGGCCAGGACUGCGCGUCCAGAGGGCCGAGAGCUCAUGCAGAUGGGGGUGGGAGUGGUGUCAGAGUGCUUCCUGGAGGAGGAGGACUGGAACCGGGCAGAGAAUGGAUUUCUGGGCCUGGAGGAUGGUGCUAACUGAUGUCCUCGGAGGACAUCCCUCCCUGGGGAAGGGAGCUGGUUUGAAGGGGAGGAGGGUGAGCUCAGUUCUCGGCUGGUUUUCUGAGCAGCCUGUGGAAAGAGUGGGGAGGUAUUGGGUAGGAAGCAGGAGCGGGGGUUGGAGGAAGGCCCUGCUGUGAAUGCAGAUGUCAGGAUCCUUAGUUGUUAUCCUGAAACCGGAGCAGCGGGAAGGAUCCCUGCUCACGCCCUGAGCUCUGUGGACGCGGGAAGGAGGUUGGGGGAUGCUCCUAAGCGGCCUCACUGGGAGGGUUUGGGUGAACGCCUCCUCCUUGGUGUAAGUGUGCAGAAGGGAGGCUUUGCUCCGGGCAGCCAGUCUUUCCCAGGAGCACCCGGGUCUGGACUCCUCAGACAUGGAGUGACCACCAGAUGGGCAUGGGUGUGGGGGCAGAGGCUGGCGCUGCUGCACACCCUGAAGUUCCCCACAGCUCAUUCAGUGACAUGCGGAUGAGACGUAGUGGAGAAGCUGUUAGUCUCAUGUGUGGUGUGGACAAGCUCAGCUGUCCUAGGAGGACCUGGCCACCAAGGUCCUUGACGUGAUCUUGUGAGAUGCAGCUAGCAUGAUGGCGGUGGUAGGAUGGUAUUUGUGAUGGGAAUGGCAGACGUGGCUUAGAAUCUUGACUUUACCACUUCUUAGCACGAUGACCUUAGGCUUAAUUGCCCAAACCUGUUUCCUCAUCUGUGUGAUGGGAAUAUUAAGAGCUACCUCAUAAUGGUGGCUUAUGUGCCUGUAUUUGAGACCUUGGCAGUCAAUGGAAGUGAUUUGUUAAUUAAGAGGCAGAAAAGUUUAAGUGGUUGGAAUUAAGCAAGCCUGGGUAUACAGCCCACCUCUGUCCCUUAUUAAUUUUGUCACCUUGAGCAAGUCAUGUCACCUUGCCCAAGACUCUGCUCUCUUAUCUUACAGGGAUACAUUGUGCCCAUCCCAUAGGGAGGCUGGGAGCCAGUGAACACUGCAAUGUAUAUAAAGUGCUUCUGCACAGCCUGGGACAUAAGAAGAUGGUAGCUGAGGUUUUUUUGUUGUAUAAGGCCUAGGUCUGGGACUUUCCUGGUGGCGCAGUGGUUAAGCCAGUGCAGGGGACACGGGUUCAAUCCCUGGUCCUGGAAGAUCCACAUGCCGAGGAGCAACGAAGCCCAUGUGCCACAGCUACUGAGCCUGCGCUCUAGAGCAUGUGUGCUGCAACUACUGAAGCCCAUGCAUCUAGAGCCCGUGCUUUGCAACAAGAGAAGCCACCGCACUGAGAAGCCCACGCACUGCAAUGAAGAGUAGCCCCUGCUCACCACAACUAGAGAAAGCCCGCACGCAGCCAUGAGCAGCGAAGACCCGAUGCAGCCAAAAAUUUUAAAAAAAGAAGGAAGGAAGGAAGGAAGGAAGACCUAGGUCUGGUCCCUUUUUAUUCAACUGAUGUGAUUAUUAGUCAAAGACCUGAUAUCCCUAAAGAAAGUACAGCAGGCAUUCACCAGUUAGCCUUCAUUUGUGAACAGGUAUAAGGUCGUGGAUAUAAUACUGCAUUUGGCAUCAGAAGAUCUGAAUUCAAAUCCCCGCUUCCUUACUUAUUAUCACUUGCUUACUCUUUCUCUCAGCCUCAGUGCCCUCAUGUGAAAUGGGGACGGUAAUAAUGACCUACUUCACAGAACUGUGGUGAGGACAGAACGAUCAAUCACGUGGAUCAAUGAGGAUGCUCUGGGCUGCAAGCGCCAGCAACUCCAAGCAGCUUAAAGGACUGAUGGAGCUGGAGUAGGCUGCAGGGCUGGCCGAUUCAGGGCUCAGUGAUGUCAUCCAGGGCGGGCUUGGGACUUCCUGGUUCCCUGAGAGCAGCAGAACUCUGUGGAGAGGAUGUGGGAGAGAUGAGAGUGGCGGUUGAAAGGUUAGACUGGAAUUGUCACCUGCUGAAGUUCAUGCAUUCAGCAGGUGCUAAUCGGGCACCCCCUGUGUACCAGUCCAUGGGGCUGGGCUUUGGAGUACAGAUGUGAUUCACGAGGUCCCACCUGCGUUAGUUUUGCAUAAAGUGUCACCACAAAACAUAGGGGCUUCAGACGACAAUACUCAGUUGUUAUAGAUCACCGUUUCUAAAGAUCUGGACCUAGGACAGGGCGUGGCUGGGAUGGCUCAUCUCUGCUCCAUGUUAUCUGGGGCUUCAGCUGGAAGAUUCCAGGGCUGGGGAAGGGAGUCAUCUGAAGGUUCACUCACGUGUCUGGCGCUGGAUGUCCACUGAGCUCCUUGGCUGGACCUGUCCACCAGAACACCUGCACGAGGCUUCUCCGUGCGGCCAGGGCUUCCUCACAGCAUGGUGGCUGGGUUCCAAGCGUGAGCAGCCCAAGGGAAAGAGCUUGGUGGGAACCGGAUCCUAUUUAUGAUCACGCCUUGGAGGUUGCAUGGCAUCAGUUCUGCCCUACAUCUUGGGCUGUGGCAGUCACAAGCCCCCACUCCCUCUUAGAGGGAGGGAUGUCCGUCACAGUGUUAGGAAGAGCAGGUAGGAUGGGAUAAAGCCGUGGGCGUGGCCAUCUUUGGAGAGUACAGUCUGCCACACUCCCCUUGAAUGAUGCACACAUCUGGCUCACAACAACAAAAUACACAGACUCCAUCACCAUAGGUACCAGGGAGCAUCUACUCACCGGAGACACUGGGGGAGGCUUUUGCACUGAAUCUCAGCUGAGUCAGAGCUGACCAGGUGCAGCUUGGGAGGGAGGUCUCAGCAGAGGGAGUAGUGUGAGCAAAGGGGUGUGUCCUGGGAGGGGCAGGAAGAUCUCUGCGGUUGGGGCUCAGGCUUGGGGGUGGGCUGGGGCCAGACAUGGGUACCAGAGAGCAUUACUCUCUUGUCUUCCUCCAUACCCUGCCCCUCUGCAUACAGUAGGCACUUAAUAAAUAUUGAUUGAAACUGGAAUGAACAAUAUGUGUCAAAGAGGAAGCCAUAUCCCAGAGCCAUAGGAUGAGGCCUCUGUAGGAAGCGUGGGCUAAAGACAAGCAAGGAGUCACUCUCUUAUUGUAGGAACUUGAGGUCCUUUUUCUCAAUAGCCAGCUUUCCAGUAUUUUUCAGUUUCUGAACGAGCCCACGGGAGUUGGUAGCAGCACUUGAAUCACUUCUCUUUCCUAUCCCUCACCCCCAGCAGGAUUCUUGGGUCCUCUUCCCUGCCUGCUGGACCCCCACCCACACUCUGCUGCCCCUUGUGGGAUGGGGAGGCGGGGAACGGGGAUGGCCGAGGAGGAGUGAAGGGGGCAGGAGGGAGGGCGUGGAGAGGAGGGGAGGGAAAAUUGAAUCCUUCAGUGUAUGUUCAGUGCCAGAGCCAAAGACCCACACUUCACAUUGCUUUUCCCUUCACACUUAUCCCAGGGAAAGGCCCAAUUAAAAUAGCUCCUAUUGGAAAUGGAAGUGUAAUUGCAACAGGCAGCUUAUUAAGCCCGUCUCUGGGAGCUUGCGGGGGCAGCCGGGAGCUUCAGGAACAUCUGUCUGCGUGCUCAGACACCCCCGAGCUCAGGAGCAAGAUGGCCCCGAGCAGCAAGGGCCAGCGGGAUGGGGGCUGCUGCAGCAUCUUACCUGUCUCAGAACCUACGCAGCAGCCUGAGAAGAGCCUGGACUGGUCUCUGCCGUGGUGGGGUGGUGCAGUGGGCUGAGAUGUGGGGCUGAUGAGAUCAAAGCUGUCAGGUUCCAAAUCCCAGAACAGAGGAAAAGUGGAGUUGGAAAGGGUCUUAGGGACCUUAUGGGAGAGAGUGACUUGCCAGGGGUCACUCAGCCAGUUGGUAAUAAAAGAUCUGAAAUCAGAGUGCUCCAGCCAUUUCACGCCUGCCAUGGGCAUUUUCACCUUGCCAGCUUGUCCUAAUCCUAGUCUGUGGCUGCAGUCCCAUGGCCUGGCACUGUACCAUACUCUUGCCAGGCACAGCUAACUCAGGGUGGCAGGAACCAUGCCACUCUUUUCUGAUUCGGGGGUAUCUUCCCAGGCCCCUCUGAUAUUGAUGUGACCUGGCACAUAUUGCCAGAUUGUGACGUCCCUAAGAGGAUGCAGACAGAGGUGGACAGAGCCCACGAACGCAGCUGAAACGGCGGGUUCCAGAGGUGCCCGCUUGCCGCCCACAGUGAAAGCCUGGUGGUGGGUGGCAUUCUCCCCUCGGGUUACGCAUUGGACCAUGUCUCAUCCUCCCAGAGUCAGUUUCCAUGGAAACAGCAAGUUCCUUACCCAUCAUUUUCAUCCUUAAAGAUUCCCACCCCAGCUGUCUAUGCCCUGGCUCCUCACCCAGCUGCCGCACCAGCCUGCUCCAGAUCCCAGGAUUAAUGGUGAAUUGUCGAGCUGCCAGCUAGAGCCUCCUGGGAUGUGUCUGGUAACUGGCAUAGCCCAGCUAGAGCCCCCUGGGAUGUGUCUGGUAACUAGCAUAGCCCUUGAAAACGAGCCGUAUCAUCAUUUCUUCCCCAUUCCCCUCUCCUCAACCUCCCAGGCCAAGGUAAUGGUAAUCAGGGCUGUGCCAAAAUCAGAUGCUGACCCGGGGGAAAGAGAAGUCUCCAGUUUUCUGGGGCCCGCGUACACUCAGGGAAGAACCCCAUCCUCCACAGCCUCGGGGUGGGCUGUCCACCCCUCCUUCCCUCUCGCUCCCAGCCAGCCCUGUUCCUGGCCUCUGUGUAGUGCUUCUCCCUUUGGGCUUUUGCCUCCCUGCUCCUCCUCUCUAGCCAUCACUUCCUUCACACCCCAACUCCAAGUUCACUCCCACCAGGAUGGCUUCCUUUCUAAACCAUUUUUCUCAGCGUGGCUCUCUUUGGUUCCUGCAACAUAACUCUAUAUAUUGUGUCAAGGAGAGAAGGAGAUUCCUGAAGUUUUUUUUUUUUUCUUCUAAAGCUAUUUUUUGGUGUAUUUUCUUUCUAUACAGGAGAAUUCUUGUCGUGGGCAUAUGCUGUUUAUCUGCCCAGCAUCCCCUCUUUGGACUACAAACCAUUAUUCAUUUCUGCUGGUAACAUCUCUCCUUCCUAUGGAAAAAUCUGCUCCAUGGGAUGCAGCUAGGGCUGCCUUCUCCAGCAGUAGGUAGCCCCUGAAGCAGGCCUGGCCAAUCAGAGGACUCUCUCAGUAGGCCCUAGUGGUUGGUUCAGGGAAUACCACAUGACCACACAGAGCCAAUCGGAAUCUUCCUUGAUAUUCCUAUAGACACUGCUGGCUCCCUGACCAAUGCCUUUUCUCCCCUUGGUUCUCACUAAUAAAACCCUAAUUUUAUUGGUCUAGCAGGAAGCCCAGUUGAGAAUACUUGCCUCUCCAGACUUUCUUGCAGCUGGGGGUAGGUAGCUGUAUCACCCAGUUCUGGUCAAUAGGAUGUAGGGAGAAGUUGUUGGAAGGACUUCUGGGAAAAGAGUUUCAAAAGGAACAGACUCAGAUUGGCAUGGCCCCUUUAGCACUAAUUCUAACUGAUCACUGCCUCUGUGAGAGAAAGACAUCCUAACCUAGAACUUUAAUUCCAGCUGCGUGGGGAUGCUGCCUGAGAAUGAAACCCUCCAAGAGGAAAGCAAAGCCAAGCAAUGGAGACAGAGGGAGGGAGGGAGAGAGAGAGAGGAGGAAGGAAAGAGAAGAAAAGAGGGGGAGGGAGAGAGAGGGGGAGAGAGAGAGAGAACAAUAGAACAAUAGAAAAAUAUCAGGCAAGCCCCUAGAUUGAGCCAUGCCCUCAGAACGUCCCGAUUUAGGGCACCAGUAAAUCCCUUUCCUACUUAAGCAGGUUUACAUUGGGUUUCUGUUUCUUUCAUUGAAGGCUCAGAAGGAAACCCUCUACAAGACCAAAGCCAUACCUUUGUCUGCCUCUGUUCUCUCCUCCCGAGCUAUUUACAAUAUAAGAUGCUAGCUGCAAAGCGGGCACACAAUAAGUAACUCCAGUAGACCUUGAGCCCCUCACAUUUUUAUCUCGGCAAGAGUCAAAUUAGAGCUUGGAAGGACUUGAUUUCUGAACUAGACUCAUUAAGGAACACACUUGUCAAUUCUCUGUGGACAUCUCAGGUCAAGCACAGCUCCGAUGCAGAGCAUGGAAUCCCUUCUCCUCUUCCCCAAACCUUUCCUUUAAGCACUUCCCUCCAGGAAGCCUUCCGAACCAGGUCUUGACUUCAUCCUCCUUCCUACCUUUGUGACUCCCUGCUUUUGCUAACACUCUGGUCCAGCUGUGCUUGGUGAGAUGUAUCAUUGGAGCAUAGCUGUGUGUGUGUCAUCCCUCCCACCCCACCCGUGCCAACUGGCUAAAGAGAUUUUUGUUACAGGGGCUGUGUCUCCACCAGCAGACUAGGGACCUCCUGGGGCAGGGGCUCUAACUCCCCUAUUAGGUCAGGGAUCCAGAUGUUGCCUCUCCUUACAUCAGACGAGGCACUGUGAAAUCUGGAAUCAUCUCUCCAUGCGUCAUGAAGCCUCAUCCUCAAGGCAGGAAAAUACAGUCUGAACUACAGCCCUGUAGAAAUGGAGAGUGGGAGGAAGAGGGGUAAGAUUUGCCCUCCUCACUCACUGGAGGGUUCAUCUUAACCUUCAGGGGAAAACUGAUUAACAGCCCAUAAGAUUAGUCCUGGAUCAGAAUAUUGUUCAACUCCUGCAGUAUUCUAACUCAGCUCCUGUUUCCUCCUGUGUAGCAGUGUAAACAGAAACCUCCCCACACAAGGCCAGAAUUCUGCCUUACAAGCCUUCUUGCUUCCCUGGUUCCUGGACUGUUGGGUAACAAUGAAUCCUUUAUUGGGAAGCUUGUCAAAUCCGCGUAGACACCGAGGGGGUGGCCAUAUGUUUUCUGUCUCGUGGCUCCUGUUGGAAGGCAGCCCUGGAGUAGCCUGUGUAGCUGACAGUGCUGGUGGGACACGAUACCACCCUCCCGCUCUCUUCAGCACGCUACCCUGUCUUUGUACCCCCUAGCCCCAUCCCAAUACUCAAGCCUUUUCAGCAGCAGCUGCGCAGUGAGCCAUUGUGGAGGAAGGAUGCUAAUGUCGGGUCUUGCAGAAGGUGAUGGAUUCCCAACAAGAGUCAGAGAAAGUCAUUCGGGGAGAACAGAGCCUGAGUAAAGGCAUGUGAGUGGGGGUGGGUGAGGCUGCCCUUGGAGAGCUGACUUGGAACUACAGAGAGCAGGGAGCCAAGGUGCGGAGGGGUGAGGCAGAGAAGGCGUGAAGGGCUAGCUUGUUUGGUGGGAGAGGAAGGAGUUGAUGAAAGUCCUUGAAUGCAAGUUGAGCCUGUAUCUGGUAGAAAACGCAGUGGGGAGACAAGGCGAGAUCUUGGAUAGGAAGGAGACAUGAUAAAAAUAGUGCUAGUGAUCCAGUCAUCUGCAUGUGGGAGGCUGAGCGCUUGGGGAAACGGAGGCGAGGCGCUAAGCCUGGAUUCUGCAGCGGGAUCGUGUGCCUGGUGGUGAUUAUGGAAGAGGGUUGGAGCUGGGGUCUAGGUGAGUGACUCCUCAACUUUUAGACAGGCUUGGUCUCUUGGUGGAAGGUGCUGGGAGCUCUGGCUUAAUUCCCCAGGGGGAUGUUGGCUCCAGGAAUCUGGGCUGCUGCUUUGGGAAUGAGUUGUUGCCAAAUGUCACUGGAUCUGGCAACCCCAUUCAACCCAUGGAGAGCAAGUGUCCUUGUCCUCAGCUGUCCAGGACUCCCCCCACCCUGCCCCCGCCUGCACCUGGCUGAGCUCUGCCAGAGGUGUGUGUAACCGUAGAAGUCACAAAGCAUUCUGAAAUUGUUUCCACUCCCAUGGGGGAUAAACACAUACAGCAAGAGGAAUCAUUUUUACUGAAUUAAAGGGUUUCUGAAUUGAUUCAUAUGGAUUUUAAAUACCUUGAACCUGGCCACUGAAGUAUGGGCUUAAGAAUCAAUCAGAUUAUCUUGAUACUCUUGCAGAUCUGUGCUUAUUUAACAUUCAUGCAAGGAACAGGGAUUGCCUGUUACCUAUAGGCACAUCGUUAAAUGCUGUAUAUGUAGCAAUGGGUAAGAUUGAGGAGUAAGAGUGACGUGGGUCCUGCCCUGUCAAAGAUUUUGUAAUUUAUAGAAAUCAGUGUCUCUGAACUUGUCCAGGACUUUCUUUCCAUUGGCAGCAGCUGGCCAGGGACCUUUAAGAAGAUGGGAACGGGGUGCAGGCUACCAAGAAGCUUGGGGCCAUGUAAACCAACUUGCAUGGCAAGGGAGAGAAGUGAGACGACCUCAGCCUCACCAUUUUACCCGCAUUCGUAUCACACACCAAAUAAGGAGAAAGAUAGGACACAUUUGCACAAUAACUCAAGACAGGGUCUCCAUGGCAACAAUUACCCAAAAAUCCACUCCUGACAGUCGCAACAGCAGGAGCUAGCAAAGAAGACUCUGGGGGUGGGAGAUGUGCGUGGGGACUCAGAGGAUGGCUUCCUUUUAUUCUUAAACAGAAGGAAGUGCUAACGGCAGGAACCAAGGCAUCUCAGAGCCUAACUAAGCCAAGAACCAUUGGAAGGGGGAACUGGAAGGAGACUUGAAGAUGAGCUACUCUGAGGCCUGGCUGCAGGUCACUCCAGGAGGAUGUACUAGCUCAGGGGCGAGGACUGAGCCAUCAGGGCAUCAUCCCUUCCACCACCCACUUUCGGUGGACAAGAGUUCUCCCUGCCUCCAGAGCUCAGGGGAUGGGGAUGAGGGGUGGACCCAACCUCCUGGGAAGUGAGGGGCUCUGGGGAGUUUGAGUCUGCCUGAAAACUGAGUCCAAUCCAUGAAAACCCCAUACAUGACACUGGUUGGGAGAACUGGGAUCUAGCCCACUCCACUCCCCGACUUGCGGUAUGACCCUCCAGUUUCCCCAACAGUGAAACAUACAACCUACCUUGAAGAACUAGUGCAAGGCUGAAUGAGUAGCACGAGACAGAAAAUGCUUUAACAAAAUCGAGUCCAGUGCAAAGACAAGAGGUCCCCGUAUGUCCAUGCAGAACAGCUUGACAAAAUCAGCUGUGCCUGAGGCUCUCCUCCACAGGCAGAGUGUCCUGGAACAAGGGAGUCCGUGCUGGGAGUGCAAUGGGGGACUUGAGUGUGGCCAGAGAGCAGUACCAGGGAGCUGGUGGGAAGGUGGGGGCAGAAGGUGCCUUAGCAGCAGAACCAUCAUGUGCUUCCUACCAGCAGACAGUUGGACAGACUGACUGACAGCAGGCAGCAAAGUGUGUGACCUCCAAUCUUUAAAUUUUCAAGAAGCGGUUUGGCUCAAAAGGAAAAGUAUUCCACUUUCUUUUUGAAAAAGCCUAAAUCCACCGCUACCAGCCCACCCCACCCCCACUUCUAAGUUUAUUUCUUUGUCUGGUAGUGCUCAAGAGCCAUUGACUGUUGUUCAGAUCCUGUAAAUCAGGCUACAUUAAAUACCCCAGAGAAAGGAUAGGUUCUUCAGCUUUAUUCUGGGAACUAAGAAAAGAGGCAAACUGACUGUAUCUCCAGAGUAAAGAAGUCUCUGCUGCAUUUGGAAAUAAAACUUUUCUGCCAACCCCAGGGAUAGCAAUCCCUUUACACUGAAUUAUGCUGAGAAGGGAUUAAGCUAGAGUAUUUCCUGAGCACUCUUUUUGUUCCAGGCUCUCUCCUUUGCCAUCCCACUCUCCACCCCCCAAAACUUUGCUCUUCCCUUUUUAUCUCCCUAACCACGGAAAGUCCUUCUAUCCCUGGAGGUCCCCAAAAGCCAACCCUCCCACCCUGGAGCUGGCUUCCCUCCCUCCUCUUCUGGACUGAGCAGGGAAGAGAGUGAUGCGAGAGAGGGGCCAUCUGAGGAUGGCUGGCUGGGCCCUCAGGCAGGACCUCACAGGGCGGACUUCAGAGUGACCACCACGGUCCAGGCUUCAGUAGGGUCCAGAAAUUGGGCCAGGACACUCAAAAGUGGCCAGCCUCUUGGGACUGACCAAACUCCAUGACGAGCAACCAGAACGCCACUUCCUAAACUCAGGAUAAGAGGGAUGGAGGCUGCCUUUUCAGCCUCCUACUCAUGCUCACUAUUCUGGGGACUCCUUUCUUGGAGUCAGGAGACCAGAGAAGCUGGUGGGGAUGCAGAGCAACUAAAACACUCACAUAUUGCUGACGGGAGAGCAAAAGGUGACAGCCACUGGGGAAAACAGCUUGUCCGUUUCUUGUAAAGUUAAGUAUGUAUAUAGGCCCCACAAUCCCUCUUCCAGGUACUUGCCUAAGAGAAAUGAAAUAUUUGCUUAACCGUACAUGCGAAAGCUGUACGUGAUUGCUUAUGUUGGAUUUAUUCAUAAUCACCCAAAACUGACACAACCCAAAUGUCCUUGAACUGGAGAUAGACUAAUAUCAAAAUUUAAUUUUAGAAAUCUGUGUUACAUUCACAUGAUGGAAUAUUAAUCAACAAUAAAAAGGAAUGAACUAUUGAUCCAUGCAGCCACGGGGAUGCAUUAAGCUAAGUGAAAGGGGCUUCCCUGGUGGCACAGUGGUUAAGAACCCACCUGCCAAUGCAGGGGACACGGGUUCGAGCCCUGAUCCAGGAAGAUCCCACAUGCCGCAGAGAAACAAAGCCCGUGCGCCGCAACUAUUGAGCCUGUGUGCCACAACUGCUGAAGCCCACACGCUGCAACUACAGGAGAACCCGGGCUCUGCAACAAGAGAAGCCACUGCAAUGAGGGGCCUGCUCGAUGCAACUAGAGAAAGCCCCUGUGCAGCAAUGAAGACCCAACGUAGCCAAUAAACAAAUAAAAAAGUUUAUUAAAAAAAAAAAAAAAAGCUAAGCGAAGGAAGCGAGACUGAAAGGCUACGUCUUAUGAUUCCACUGAUUUGACAUUCUGGAAAAGAAAAACCAUAGGAACAGAGAACAAAUGAGUGGUUGUCAGGGUUGUCAGGGGCUGAGAGAAGGAGGGAGGGUUUGACUGCCACGUGGCAGCGUGAGGAAAUGUGUUUGUUUGGUAGAAUAUUCUGUAUCUUGAUUGUGUUGGUGACUGUGGAACUCAAAGCAUUUGUCAAAACUCCUAGUACCGUACACCAAAAAAAAAAAAAAAUGAAU